Zingiber officinale is the source of this 2228-nucleotide messenger RNA. RefSeq names its product E3 ubiquitin ligase BIG BROTHER-related-like. The transcript has 6 exons. The record is from RefSeq and is a predicted model, not a curated record. NCBI's taxonomy places the organism in Eukaryota, Viridiplantae, Streptophyta, Magnoliopsida, Zingiberales, Zingiberaceae. Bases 389 to 2080 code for a protein of 563 amino acids. Gene Ontology annotation, molecular function: ubiquitin protein ligase activity.
GUGAGCGAUGAAUUGGGUGAGAUGGUAUUAAAUGUAGCGGAUCAUUCUGGGCUGUGGUUUUGUCUGCGGACGCCUUUCCUUCUUUAGCCGCUCCUCGGUUGCGUGAUCCAACCACUGCCAUCUCACCUUCGUCGUCCGCUCCGCUUUCGCUGUUGUCGCCUCGUCCUUCUCCUCCAUGGACCUUCGCUGAUGGAGUGAUGGGGCAUUAAAUCCGCGCGGCUCUGGUACCAUUCAGAAGGCGCCUCUUUCAUCGCCUCUAUCUUCAAUCCUUGUUCUCUCUCUCUCUCUCUCUCUCUCUCUCUCUUCAUUCCACUGCGGAAUUUUAGCGCGGGCUUCGCGGCUAAGAACAGGUCUUCAUAUUUGUUGAUCGCUACAAUUUUGAUUUCAAAUGGGCGAGAAUUUUGGCAAGAAAGCUGCCAGAGAACAGAUCUUUUCAAAUGGGGAUCAAAAUGAUGAUCAAAAUAUUAAUCAUAGUUGCAAUGUCAGAUAUAACAGCAAUAGAGGUUCUCAAGUCGGCUUCCAAGGAAGAUAUACAUAUGCAAGAGCUCCUGCGAAUUAUGGUGGGAGUAAAGCAAUUGCUGGAAGCUCUUCCAGUUCAUCUUCUACAUCUACUAGAUGCUCUAAGUUCUUCCUGGAACAGCAGAAUCAAACAAUUCCAAGGGGAUCAACUGUUGAACAAAAUGGCAGGCAGGGGAAGAUUGAAGAUUUGAUCAAGGUUGACAGGCAGGUUUCUCUGGAGAAUCUAGAUUCUAGAACAGAAAGGAGGAUGGACAAUUCAGAAGACACUCUCACAAUCACAGAGCACACUGAACCUUCAAUCUUACAGAAUAUUUAUACAGAUAUAAAUGAGUCAAGAAUUGACACAUCAGUUCAACCACAUAAUCAAUUUUACUUCAUAAAUCGAGAUUCUUCUUCAAGUUCCAGCAUCAAAGAUACAGCUACUGAAUAUAGGAACUUUAACCCGGCAACUAGAAACAAUUCUGAAAGAUUGGGCUCUGGGACAGAGAGAUGGGGCCUUAAAGGUAUAAGUUGCACAUCGAUAUCUGAUGUUCUUCCUUCAGCUUGUACCUCCUCUCAUGUCCCACAAAAUAGGAGGGUUGAUACAGUAAGAAAGAGACCAUCUGAUGCAGAAAUUUCAGCUGCAAGAAGCAAGGGCACAACCGCAUCUUCCAGUGGAACAUAUGUAGUUUCCAAUGAUAAUGGUGCUGGCUCAAGUUCAUAUCGACGGGAUCAUUUAACACAUAACCGAACAUCAAGAAUUGCUAGAAACAUACCGACAGCCAGGGAUGAUUCAUUUCCAGUUAGAAUUCAGAGGGGUUAUAGCGAAGAAAGUCAAAUGAGGUUACCUGUGCAUGGUGAUGAAAGUGCUUUCCCAUUGCGUGAGUCCUUUGUCUACCCCCAUUACACGUGGUCUCAAUUUUCAGUACCUGAAGUACAACCUGAAAGUUCAUCAAGAUCAUCACGCUCUUUGCAUAGUCCUUAUAGGCGGCCAGAUUUAAGCAAUCAGGCUUCUCAAAUUAGAUUCAUGCCUCAUCUAGAAGAUAACACUGGUGGAAUGCUCGUCAGUUCUUUGAGUUUGGGGGAUAGAGAUGACUACAGACGCUUAGGCAUGGGUGCUGUUGCUGAGGUUCUUUUGGCACUCGAACGAGCUGAACAAGAUGAUGCAUUGACAUAUGAGCAAUUAUUGUUGUUGGAGACGAGCUUGCUCUUUAGUGGGCUUAACUUCAGUGAUAGGCAUAGAGACAUGAGGAUGGAUAUUGAUAAUAUGUCCUAUGAGGAAUUGCUGGCGCUGGAGGAAAGAAUGGGCACGGUAAGCACCGCCCUAUCGGAAGAGCAAUUGUUAAGAUGCCUCAAGAGAAGCAUAUACACAACCAACCAUGUGGCCUGUGGAAUCACCUUCUGUGGGAAUGAAGAUAUGAGAUGCAGCAUAUGCCAGGAAGAGUAUGUCGGCGAAGAUGAAGUAGGCGAGUUGCCAUGCGACCACCGCUACCAUGCUGCAUGCAUCGAGCAAUGGCUUCGGCAGAAGAACUGGUGCCCUGUCUGCAAAUCAUCUGCCUUUCCAGAACAUAAAACUGGCUGAAAUCAUUUGCCAAUCUUUCGUGAAAACAGACUUUUCCCUGUAAUAAAUCCAGAUUUCCUCUUUAGUGGCUCUUAUAUUCUUAAAUGUGCACUGGAAUUGUUAAGCUUGUGUGGAACAUUUCAUAUGAAGCAGCUCUCUUUCCCUGUAA